This is a messenger RNA of Gryllus bimaculatus (two-spotted cricket), 1036 nucleotides long. Lineage: Eukaryota; Metazoa; Arthropoda; Insecta; Orthoptera; Gryllidae. The record is from the annotation of a GenBank genome assembly.
UACCCUUACAUCAUACUCCGUAUCUCGAGAAAGAGCGAUCGAUUUCAAGACGCGUCGAGAAAGUUCGGCGAGCCUAUAUAAACUCGCCCGCGGACCCCGCCGCUGUCAGUUGAAUUGACGGCUAAGUGUCGUGUGGUAUUUGUGCUGUUCACGUGUUAGUUUCGUGUGAUUUUGGUUGUAAGCAAACGUUGGAUUGUAAUUCGUUUUGAGUCGUUUUGAGAUGUCUCUCUCUCCCUACUUCUUGAACGACUUCCUGAACGAUUUUGGGUACCCUUUUCGCACGGGCAGCAUCUUUAACCAAAACUUCGGUUUAAGUGACCACCACGAUGACUUGGUUCGCCCCUUACUAUGUCCUUAUGUGUCUGGCAAUAUUCGUCCUUGGCGUCAUCAGACUGUUCGAAACGGCGGCGUUUCUCAUAUUCAGAACAGCGAAGAUGCAUUUAAGGUGAAUCUCGAUGUUCAGCAAUUUAAGCCUGAUGAGAUAAAUGUGAAAAUGGUGGACAAUUUUGUUGUUGUUGAGGGCAAGCAUGAGGAGCGGCCUGAUGAACACGGCUUCAUUUCACGCCAGUUCCAACGUCGUUAUAGACUUCCGGAUGAUGUAAACCCAAAUGCUCUGGUUUCAAAACUUUCUUCAGAUGGUGUUUUAUCCAUAGAGGCUCCGAAGAAAGCAAUAGAGUCCACAGGACCUCACCGUGUUGUCCCAAUCACACACACAAAUGCCCCAGCUGUGACACCAGUGUCGCAUGCUACUGAGAAGAAAGCGUCUACAGGGGAAGAGGAUGGAGACAAAGUGAAUCUGUAAAAGUUUCUUAAUAGAUAGCAUGUGCAUGUGUGACCCUGUAUACUUCUGGUCUUGUACAAUUUUGAAUUUUAUGAGGAGUGCAUUUUUAUUGGCAUUCCAAUAAUUAUAUAAACACUUAAUGAUAAGACUGAUGUAAAAUUUGUAGACAAUUUUGUAAUAAAUAUUUCAUAAUUAUAUAUCGUCACUUUAUUAUUUACGUUCCUGUCCCUUUGAUAUAUAUUUCUUCAUUGUUGU